AUGGGGCAGCAGGGAGCGCCUGCCUGGGAGCAGAACCCCAAGUGUCGGCCAAGAGAAGAGGUGUGUGGGACAGGAUCCGUGCCGUUCCUCUGCUGUAUCUACAUCAAGCUGGCCAUGGCUGUGGGUGCUGCGCGCUGGCUGGCCCUGGUACUGGUGCUGCUCUGUCUGGCGCCGCCAGCCCAGUGUGGGUGCCUGGGACCCUGCAGGUGCUCCUUUGCCAUGCUGCAGUGCCUGGAGCCCGACACUUUGACCAGCAUUCCAGUUCUGGCACCACAGGAGAGCGAGAACGUCACCGAGAUCUACAUUGAAAAUCAAGCCAACCUGGAAAACAUUACAGAGUUAGAUCUCGCCAGUUAUCGAGAGCUGAAGAACCUAAACCUGGCCUCCAACUCCCUGGAGCACAUCAACUGGAGGGUGUUUCAUUUUCUUCCCCUUCUGAACCUAGUUCUGAGGGACAACCCCCUUGCCUGCUCUUGUGACAUCCAUUGGCUACAGCAAUGGCAGCGAAGUGGGCGCGGUGACAUUAACCAAUCAUUGAGUUGCCGCUCCAAUGGACUCAUUCUGCUGUUGGAGACCAUGAUGAUAGAGAAUUGCAGUAUGCCUGAGGUCUCUAUCAUUGCUUCCCAGCUGACUAUUCAGGAAGGAGGGAAUUUGACCUUCGUCUGCCAGGUGACAGGUACCCCCACCCCUGUAGUGAGGUGGCACACAGAACGCCUGGAGUCCCAUUACACCCUCCAGAAGAGGAUCUGGGGUCCCACGCUGGAGCUGGUCCUGCAUCUGGUGGACGUCUCCCGUAAAGACAACCUCUACAACCUGACCUGUGAGGCUGAGAACAGAGCAGGACCAGGGGAGGACAUGGUCCUGUUGGACAUUCAGUUUCCAGUAAAGAUCCUGUGGCUAAGAGAUGCCGAACCUCAGCAUCACUGGUGCUUCCCCUUUGCGGUGGACGGCAACCCCGCCCCCUCUAUUCGCUGGCUUUAUAAUGGCUCCAGGCUGAAUGAGACAGAGUUCACCUACACCCAGCUGAUCCCAGACAGUGACGACGGCUCAGUGCAGCAUGGCUGCCUUUUCCUUAACAAGCCCACCCAUCUUAACAAUGGCCACUACACCCUCAUUGUGGACAACGGACUGGGCAGUGAUCAUGCAACUGCCACUGGAAAGUUCAUGGACAACCCCUUUGACCCCUUCGAUCCAGAAGGGAUCAUUCCUGCUCCCACUGACAGAUCCAGUGAAAAUGUCACAGAGAACCUGGAGAGCAGGGUUUUUGGAGUCUCAGUGGCUGUGGGUCUGGCUGUGUUUGCCUGUACCUUCAUUCUUCUCAUGGUUCUGGUCAUCAACAAGUGUGGACAGCGGUCCAAGUUCGGCAUCCACCGGGCAUCUGUCCUUGGCACUGAAGAUGACCUUGCAGUCUCCCUACGCUUCAUGAACUUUGGGGCCAGCCCCCCCUCUUCAGACGAGGGAAUGCUUGACUCUGGAUUGUCCAGCUUUGUAGAGAAUCCCCAGUACUUCUGUGGCAUCAUCAAGGACAAGGACAUGUGUGUUCAGCAUAUUAAGCGUCAGGACAUUGUGCUGAAAUGGGAGCUGGGAGAGGGAGCGUUUGGCAAGGUCUAUCUGGCAGAGUGUGCAAACCUCAGUCCUGACAGUGACAAGAUGCUGGUGGCUAUCAAGACUCUAAAGGACGCCAAUGAGUCCACGCGGCAGGACUUCCAGCGUGAGGCGGAGCUGCUGACUGUUCUGCAGCAUGAGCACAUUGUCCGUUUCUAUGGGGUUUGUGCCGACGGAGAGCCACUGGCCAUGGUUUUCGAGUAUAUGAGGCAUGGUGACCUCAACCGCUUCCUCAGGGCACAUGGCCCAGACGCCCGGAUCCUGGAGGAGGUGAAGAUGCCCCCUCUGGGUCAGCUGACUCUGCCACAGAUGCUACAGAUUGCAGCUCAGAUUGCCUCAGGGAUGGUGUACCUUGCCUCCCUGCACUUCGUCCACAGGGACCUGGCCACUCGAAAUUGCCUUGUGGGGGAGGGCCUCGUGGUGAAGAUUGGGGAUUUCGGAAUGUCCCGUGACAUAUACAGCACCGAUUACUACAGGGUUGGUGGCCGGACCAUGUUGCCCAUUCGCUGGAUGCCACCAGAGAGCAUCAUGUACAGGAAGUUCACCACUGAGAGUGACAUCUGGAGCUUCGGCGUAGUCCUCUGGGAAAUCUUCACCUAUGGGAAACAGCCCUGGUACCAGCUCUCCAACAGUGAGGCGAUAGAGUGCAUCACGCAGGGAAGAGAGCUGGAGAGACCCCGCACCUGCCCCAAGGAGGUGCACCUCCUCAUGCAGGGCUGCUGGCAGAGGGAGCCCCAGCAAAGGCUGGUCAUCAAGGACAUCCACAGCCGCCUGGUUGCCCUGGUCAAGAACCCUCCCGUCUACCUGGACAUCCUGGAAUAG
Molecule: messenger RNA, 2427 nt
Organism: Megalops cyprinoides (Indo-Pacific tarpon)
Lineage: Eukaryota; Metazoa; Chordata; Actinopteri; Elopiformes; Megalopidae
Gene: ntrk1
Product: neurotrophic tyrosine kinase, receptor, type 1
Exons: 16
Coding region: 1-2427 (808 amino acids)
Biological process (GO): positive regulation of kinase activity; nerve growth factor signaling pathway; regulation of phosphatidylinositol 3-kinase/protein kinase B signal transduction
Cellular component (GO): signaling receptor complex; axon; plasma membrane
Molecular function (GO): neurotrophin binding; ATP binding; transmembrane receptor protein tyrosine kinase activity
Source: RefSeq, a predicted model, not a curated record